UUCUGUAUAUGAGUGUAUGACUGCCAUCCCCGAACACAUUGUCCCAUCCUGCCCCGCGGAGGCUGCAGAGACCAGAGCUGGGAGAUAACAAGCAGGCCAUUAUCUGAUCAGCUGAGAUCCGCACUGCUGGGUUCCGUUAUCCAUUCAGCUCACAAUGUUUCUACCACUGAGCCUGCUGCUCAGUUUGGCGUUGGCCGUCAGCUCUUUUCCAGUUGAUCCGGAGGAUAAUGGAAAGCACUGGGUGGUGCUGGUUGCCGGGUCCAAUGGCUGGUACAACUACAGACAUCAGGCCGAUGUGUGCCACUCUUUUCAGAUAAUCAAGAAAAAUGGUAUUCCUGAUGAACAGAUUAUCGUUCUGAUGUACGAUGACAUUGCAGAGAACGAGGAAAAUCCAACUAAAGGAAUUAUCAUUAACCGACCCAACGGGACAGAUGUCUAUGCUGGGGUCCUAAAGGAUUAUACAGGGGAGAAUGUCACCCCCGGUAACUUCCUUGCUGUCCUGAAAGGAGAUGCUGAAGCUGUAAGUGGGAUUGGAUCAGGCAGAGUGCUUAAGAGUGGCCCUAAUGAUCACAUCUUUGUAUACUUCACGGACCAUGGGGCAGAAGGCCUGCUGGCUUUCCCUAAUGACGAUCUGUAUGCCAAAAAUCUGUCGGAUACCAUUCAGUACAUGCAUGACAAUAAAAAGUUCAAAAAGAUGGUAUUUUACAUUGAGGCCUGCGAGUCUGGCUCGAUGAUGAAGGAUCUUCCAAAUAACAUUAAUGUUUAUGCAACCACGGCAGCAAAUCCCCAUGAGUCGUCUUAUGCGUGUUACUUUGAUGAAAAGCGGAAUACCUACCUGGGCGACGAAUACAGUGUCAACUGGAUGGAAGAUUCUGAUGAGGAAGAUCUGACCAAAGAAACUCUGCAUCGACAGUUUGCACUGGUGAAAAAUCGCACACAAAAAAGCCACGUCAUGCAGUAUGGAAACAAGACCAUUUCCUUGAUGAAGGUUAAGCAGUUCCAGGGAAGCAACAACAACUUCGCUCCACGUCUAAACCUGGAACCUGUGAAGAACAGAGACCUGAUCCCAAGUCCCGACGUUCCCAUGGAGAUCCUGAAAAGAAGACUUUUUGCCACAAAUGAUGUUGUGGAGGCCAGGAAUAUUGCAGCAGAGAUGAAGUCACUCCAAGAGGCCAAACAGUUGAUUAAGCAAUCAGUGGUGAAGAUUGUGAACCUGGUGACAGAGUCCAGCGAGCUGGCAGAAGAUAUCAUGAACGAUCGGGUCGGCCACAGGGACCACACCUGCUACAUUGGGGCAGCCGAACACUUUAAACAUAAUUGCUUUAAUUGGCACUCACCUCUGUAUGAAUAUGCCUUGAGGGAGCUCUUUAUUCUGGCGAACAUGUGUGAAGCUGGAUACCCACUGGAAAGAAUCCAAAAAGCUAUGGAUGAAGUGUGCGUGGGCUGGUAUUGAAACUUCUAGCAAGACAGUCCACACCUCCUACUGCGUGAAGAACAGACACUGCUGCUAAAUUGAUUAUUCUUCCUGUGUGUGCUUUACAGAAUAUUGCACAAUCAAAGAGUUUAAAUGCAGAUCUACAAAUAGUUUUAAAUCUCAGAUUCACUAAAAGCUGAACGUUAAAGAAAUGGACAUUUUAAGGCAAGGGUCGAAACCACUACAGCAUUGCAACCAAAGGAAAGUAACUGACCUUUUUCAUGGAGAAGAGUCAAUCUACUGGACCGACGAGGUGAGAAGAUCAGAGAGAGACCCAAAUCGUGUCUACUCUUCUGGGUUUCGUAUCGGAGCCGUAUGACUGAUCGUUAACCUUUCUAGUAGUUCCAGCAUAGUGGGGGAUGAAUUGCAUUGCAUGACUCCGCCUCCUGCGAUUUAAUGUUAAAACCCAGUUUCUCUGCUUAACAGACUGACUUGGCCAGUUUUCACAAUAAUCCUACUUCCCUACAGAAACAACUGUUUGAUUUUAAUAGAAUUUUUGUUUGUAGAUGGAAAAAAUCAGCUGUUUUUAUUUGGAUUUUAUUUUAAAUUCAUUUUUUUAAAACAAGUUUUGAUUGAGUAACAGGUCUUUAUAUUCAAGAUUAUGGAACUAGUUAACAGGUUAACUUUUUCUGAUGGUGCCCCCGUUUGCUGGAAGGGCCAGAAUGUGAAAAAUAUCAAUCAAUGCCUUUUGUUAUUAACCCCUUUGUAGCUGAAAAUGUAGGGGGUUAAUAUAAAUAAAUAAAAUGUUUCACAUUUGACAAAAACCUAAA
Pelobates fuscus (common spadefoot toad) is the source of this 2244-nucleotide messenger RNA. It is a transcript of the gene LGMN, whose product is annotated as legumain. Bases 155 to 1453 code for a protein of 432 amino acids. Lineage: Eukaryota; Metazoa; Chordata; Amphibia; Anura; Pelobatidae. Gene Ontology annotation, biological process: vacuolar protein processing. Gene Ontology annotation, molecular function: cysteine-type endopeptidase activity. The record is from RefSeq and is a predicted model, not a curated record. The transcript has 14 exons.